UAUUCUGUGUAGUAAUUGAAAUCAGUAUAUUUGAAAAUGUAGAAAACAUUUAAAUAAAUGGUAAUCUAUUGUUUAACAGUGCGAUUAAUCACAAUUUUUUUUAAUCGCUUGACAGCCCUACAAAAAACGUUAGAGUUCAUAAUCUAACUAUUGGAGCCUUUGUGUAGUGUUAUAAAUCAGGGUACAGUAUGUGAGUUGUAGAUUUGGCAGAAUUCUUUUUUUUAUCAUUUUGACUGAUAAUUAUUUUAAGCAUCUUUUUAUUUUUAUCAAUUUAAACUUUCACUUACCUGGUUAAGGUAAAGCUUUCAAACCAUUAAAACACAAAUUGUCAAUAUCACAUGUCAAAAUAUACAAAGAGAAUAUCUUAAAUCAAACUCUCAUAAGUUCUCAAGCAGCAGUUUUCUCAACUUGUUUAUCUGUACGUUUUGAUUAGUAUUGAUGGAAAUAUUUUUUGUUGGUUUGUGUGUGUUUGGUGAAAUCGACACUUACCAAUAAAAAUCUAAUCCUUCCAAGCCUAGUUAUCCAACGUUAAGCGAUUAAGUAAAGGAUUGUCUUCAUUCUGAAUUUUUAUAUGUGGUACAUGCCAAACACAGUGUAAAUUUGUUUUUCCUUUUCAAUGUUAAAUUUGUUUGAUCUUAAAAGCUUUUAAGAUGGACAGGUCCAUUUAGUAUGCAUGCAAACUGUCAUCUUAUUCCUAGCUAGAAGUAUUGUGACAGCCACUUUUGGUUUGGUAUUAUGUAAUACUGACUUCUUAGCAGUACUGUUUUCAAACUUUUCUCUUACUGAAAAAUUUCUUCAUUUGAAAUCUUUACAUGAAGUGUUCACAUGGCUUUCCCUAUGGCACUCUUUCCUAAAUAAGUAAAAAUGAUAUUUAUGGUGAUUUUUAAGAUUUUUUUUUUCCCCUCUCCUCCAAAACAAAGAGCAACAGACCACCUUAGAUCUAUAUAGGGAAUCUGAGAAGCCAGUGUACUUGCACUAUUUUGUUGCAGGCAUCAGAUUCCUAGCAAUUACAUUAAGGAUACCAAAGAAAUUUGAAACUAUUAUUUUUUCUUAGAAGUCACAGGGAUGCUUUAGCUUUGAGGCCCUCAACCACCUAAUCUUGGGGUUUUUUUCCUUCAUAAUUAUGAAAAUGAAGGGUUUCCUCAACAGAUGACUGCAACAGAAAGAUAUUUCUCUUUUAACUGUGUGCAACCUGGACUUAAACCUGUGCACAUGUUCUCUAACAAAAUGCAUGUUCACAGAUUUGUACAGGUCACAAAGAUGUUGUGUGUUUUAAAAACUCCCUGAUGUCGUCAUGAUCAGCUGAGUAAUGCUGGAAAACCCUACUCUUUGCGCCUGCAAAGAGAAAUCCCUUCCGAAGCCUGAUAGUGCAUAUCAAGGGGGAGUGUUUUUUCUCACAGUACAUUUUCCAACAGACUAUCCUUUCAAACCACCAAAGAUUGCUUUCACAACAAAAAUAUACCAUCCAAACAUAAACAGUAAUGGGAGUAUUUGCCUUGAUAUCCUGAGGUCACAGUGGUCACCAGCUUUGACUGUAUCAAAAGUUUUAUUGUCCAUAUGCUCCUUACUUUGUGAUCCUAAUCCUGAUGACCCUUUAGUACCAGAUAUUGCACAAAUCUACAAGUCAGACAAGGAAAAGAACUUUUUGGUACACCUGCAGAUGGGCCGUAGUUCUUCCUCACUGGGCACAGUUUUCUGAAGAUACAACAGACAUGCAAGAGAAUGGACUCAGAAAUAUGCAAUGUAAGCUUGUGAAGACUUUUUCAUAUAUACCAGAGUACUGUAAAUUCUAGGUUUUUUCAAAAUUAGAAGUAAAUGGAGCACAGUUUACUGUUUCAAUGUACCAUGAGGCCCUUUUUAAUUUUUACCCAUGUAAGUGUGUUUCUGGAGCAAGAAAAAACAAACUUCCAAAAAUAAUCUUAAAACUGUGAUGAGACUAUUUAUCCUUUUUGUAUGCUUUGCAAAAGACAUUUAUUGUGGUUUUUAAGACUCUUGGACUUCUGCAUCUUCAGCCUACAAGAUCCCUAAUGCAGUUGUAAAGCAACCAACUUAUUUUUUGCUGAAAAACUAGAUGCUUUACAUGAGAAAAACUGUAUGUGUCUUUAAGAUAUGUUGUCAAUUUCAUGAGUCCGUUCAAAAUUUCAUUCUGUUAGUUGUUAUAUAAUUUGUAUUUUUUUACUGUAUAGACUAAAUAUAUUUUAUUUACCAUGCAAAUUAAUUCAUUUAGACUUUUUUUCCUUUAGCACAGUAUUGACAUGAUACAACUGCUAGUAAUGAAAUCAAUGAGGUGUUGCUCCCUAUGGGCUAUUAUACAGACUGAUUGCAGAUUUCUUAAAACCUAAAAUGAUCUUUGCACUGUAAUUCUUAACAUGCUGAUUAUGGAGAAACACUUGGGUUUUUUUUAUUCUGUUGCAUACUUGACUUAAUUUUAUUGCAAUGUGAACUAAUUGCACUGCUAUGUAGAAAGAUGUAACUGUUUUGUUUGUUGCUAUUCAUGACUGAUUUUUUCCCCCUCUAUUGGCAACAUAAUAUUCUCACGGACCUUUUACAAAUCUUACUGUAGCUUUUUCCAUAUAAAUAAAAUGCAUUUUCUACUAUU
Molecule: messenger RNA, 2599 nt
Organism: Chelonia mydas (Green sea turtle)
Lineage: Eukaryota; Metazoa; Chordata; Testudines; Cheloniidae
Gene: UBE2D1
Product: ubiquitin conjugating enzyme E2 D1
Exons: 6
Coding region: 1310-1699 (129 amino acids)
Biological process (GO): ubiquitin-dependent protein catabolic process; protein polyubiquitination
Cellular component (GO): nucleus
Molecular function (GO): ubiquitin conjugating enzyme activity
Source: RefSeq, a predicted model, not a curated record